Apiotrichum porosum is the source of this 864-nucleotide messenger RNA. RefSeq names its product snoRNA-binding rRNA-processing protein imp4 (gene IMP4). The coding region runs from base 1 to 864 and encodes 287 amino acids. Gene Ontology annotation, cellular component: Mpp10 complex; small-subunit processome; nucleolus. NCBI's taxonomy places the organism in Eukaryota, Fungi, Basidiomycota, Tremellomycetes, Trichosporonales, Trichosporonaceae. Gene Ontology annotation, molecular function: snoRNA binding; rRNA primary transcript binding. The transcript is spliced from 6 exons. Gene Ontology annotation, biological process: rRNA processing. The record is from RefSeq and is a predicted model, not a curated record.
AUGCUCAGGCGACAGUCGCGUGAGCGCCGCGAGUACAUUUUCAAAAAGUCGCACGAGGCGCAGGAGCGCAGUGUCUUUGAGCGCAAGCAGCGUAUCAAGGACCUCGUCGCGCAGGGCAAGCAGCUGCCUACCGAGCUUCGCAACGAUGCGCGCACGAUUGGCAAGGACCUUGUUCUGGACGAGGCUCAGACCGACCCCCGCUCGCACGUCGACGACGAGUACGCAAAGGUCGGCACAUACGACCCCAAGGUCGUGCUCACCACGUCGCGCGACCCCUCGUCGCGUCUCCUCCAGUUCUCCAAGGAAAUGCGCCUCGUGUUCCCCAACGCCAUCCGCCUCAACCGCGGUAACACUGUCAUGAAGGACCUCGUCCAGACGUGUCUCUCGCAGGGCGUCACCGACCUCCUCCUCGUGCACGAGCACCGCGGUGUGCCCGAUGCCCUCAUCAUCUCCCACCUGCCCCACGGCCCCACGCUCAGCAUGACCCUGCACAACGUCACCCUCCGCCACGACGUCAGCGCCCAGCAGUCGACCGUCUCGGAGCAGUACCCGCACCUCAUCUUUGACGGCUUCUCCACCCGCCUCGGCGAGCGUGUGGCCAGCAUCCUCAAGGCACUGUUCCCCGUGCCGAAGGAGGACGCCAAGCGUGUCAUGACCUUUGCCAACGAGCGCGACUUUAUCUCCUUCCGUCAUCACGUCUUUGCCAAGACGUCGCACAAGGACGUCCAGCUCGCCGAGGUCGGCCCUCGCUUUGAGGCCAAGCCCUACGAGAUUCGCCAGGGAACAGUGGACCAGACCGAGGCCGACGUCGAGUGGCUCCUCCGUCCCUACAUGCAGACUUCCAAGAAACGUACUCACUUCUGA